Candida tropicalis MYA-3404 is the source of this 1215-nucleotide messenger RNA. RefSeq names its product Pho23p (gene PHO23). The record is from RefSeq and is a predicted model, not a curated record. Gene Ontology annotation, biological process: regulation of DNA-templated transcription. Bases 1 to 1215 code for a protein of 404 amino acids. Gene Ontology annotation, cellular component: Rpd3L-Expanded complex; nucleus; Rpd3L complex. The transcript has a single exon. Lineage: Eukaryota; Fungi; Ascomycota; Pichiomycetes; Serinales; Debaryomycetaceae.
AUGAGUGAGUUACCACCACGUGAAAAGUCACAAAGGAUUGUUAAUAAAUCCAAACAACAAGAAUCGCAAGAUACGUUAGCCAUUCAACGAGAAGUUUUCCAUUUAUAUAAAAAUCCACCAAAAGUUAUAUCAAAUGUAAAUGAAUUAUUACCAGGGUUGAAUGAUAUAAGUGAUGCUUUUGAAGCAUUGCCAUUAGAUUUAAUCAAAUAUUUUACAUUGUUGAAAGAAAUCGAUGCUAAAUGUAUAAACACUAUCCCACAAAUAAAUCAAUUGAUUUCGAAUUAUAUUGAUAACUUACAUAAAGAAUCUCCUCCACCUCCAGAUUCAGAGUUACCCAAUGGGAAAAGUUCAGAAGAAUUAAAGAAACAAAUAGAAGAGAACAAGAAUAAAUUUGAAUCAAGAAGAUUAACUACUAUUAAAAAUAAAAUUAAUGAAAUUAUCCCAUGUUUAGAAGAAAAAAUGCAUGUUACUAGUGUUGCAUCUGAUUUGUUGAAUAAACAUAUGAGUAGAAUAAAUCAAGAUUACAAGUUGAUUUUAUUGAAUAAUGAAAUUCCUGAAAGUAUUCGAAUUGGUCCAUUGAAUCAUCCAGCAAUGAUUAAUGAUGCUGCAAAUGGAAAUACUAAUAGUACCACCAAUAAUAGUAAUUCGUCACAAAGUCAAAGAAGUGAAAGCAGAAGAGAAGCGUUGGCUGCAAAGAAAGCAAGUAAAGAAGAUGACCUGGCAUCAACCACUACCGGUGGUAAGAAGAAAAAGAAGGAAACAAGUCCAAAUAAUGAAAAGAGUGGUAGUGCGGGUGCCACUAGUAAAAAGAGAAAUAGAGAUGAGAGUAAGAAUGGAAAUAAUGGAGGACAUGCCAAUGGUAAUUCGAAUAGUAAUAAGAAGAAAAAGAAACAAGAAUAUGAUGACGAAGAAGACUCUAAUGAUGUUUCACUGUCUAAUAUAACUCAGAAUAAGAAAUCCAAUGAUAAUAGUGGUGCUUCGAGUAACAAGAUCAAAACUGCCAAUACAGCUAGCAGUGGUGGUGCUGGUGGUAGUAAUGAACCAACAUAUUGUUAUUGUAAUCAAGUUUCAUUUGGUGAGAUGGUUGGUUGUGAUGGAGACGAUUGUAAAAGAGAAUGGUUUCAUUUACCGUGUAUUGGAUAUAAAAACCCACCAAAGGGUAAAUGGUAUUGUGAUGAUUGUUUAGCCAAGAUGAAAAAGAUCAAGAAAGUAUAA